AGCGGUGGCUAGUUGGUAACGUCGGUACAACUUGCGGCAAAUUGUGACCGCUAGUGAUGUUAUUGUUAGAGAAGGUGUUUUAGAACGCGAUGCGUUUGCCAACACUUUCUGUUGUUCUUUCGGGAAUAUUUAUUGCAUAUAUUGGAUAUUCGUUUUGGACAUUGGCACAAUUGUUCGUGCCUCCUAAAUGUCAUGUAGGUGAGAAGUGCCUCACAUCAUUUUUGCACAAGAGGCCUAAUUUAGAGUUGGUGCUGUUUACUUCAGUGAAGCCAGUUCCUACACUAAACAAGGAAGUGGUUCUAGUUAGUGUCCAGCCAGAUUUUGAUUACAAUCAUCCUUCUUCAAAGACACUGACUGUUUCGAUUCCUCAUGCCACAAGACAAAAUGGGAGCCUGUAUCUACACCUGUUCACAUUACCCCGCCGAGAACAUCAACCAGAUGCUCAUAACUGGGACUUUUGGAAGCUGAGGCAGGACCCAGUGACGGUGUAUACAAGAAUCAGACUGACUCAGUAUCAUGUUCCUGAGGCAGCCACCUUCAGACUUCUAGAAGGAGGGGACCGCAAUGAACUGAAGAAAGACCAGUUAUCAACACAAGACAAGCCAGAUGAACGGUUGCAGCGGGUAACUCACCUCAAGUCCCGUGUUACAUUCAACAUUCUCACUGAUGAUAUCAGUCUGCCAACAAGUCACCUGCCACCUGAAAUUGCACGAUUACUCAUAGUGACUUCUAAGAUGGAGUAUCUCCCUGUGGUACAAUACAAUUUUCUCAAUAAUCGUCUUCGAGACCUGAUCCACGUUACAAGCAAUCAUACGUAUGAAGACAUAAUGCUUUUGUAUUCACCUAUAGGCAUUGGAAAACUCAGAUUAAUGCUUCAAGUUGAAACUGCACUGCAGUCGAUCCUCGCCCUGGGAUUUACUGAAAAGGAUGUGGAUGAGAUGAAGGGUAUUUUUGCUGAGACAAAUCUGUAUCUUUUGUGCGUCACUGUCUCUGUUGCAGCCCUGCAUCUCUUGUUUGAUUUCCUGGCCUUCAAGAAUGAUGUCAGCUUCUGGCGUCGCAGGCGGAACUUGGUGGGUCUGUCCAGCCGGACAGUAGUGUGGAGAGCUUUUAGUCAUGCUGUUGUGUUUCUGUACCUGAUGGAUGAGGAGACAUCACUAUUAGUUCUUGUGCCUACUGGCAUUGCCACUGUGAUAGAGUUCUGGAAAGCACAGAAGGUGAUACGAGUAAAGGUGUUACUGCCAAAUCAAGAGUGCUGUUAUCCACGGUUAAAGUUUGUAUCGAAGGGUUUGACAGCAGCAGAGCAGCAGACGCAGCAGUUUGAUGCAGAGAGCAUGAAGUACCUGUCAUAUGUCCUCUACCCUCUCUGCUUAGGUGGAGCAGCAUACUCUCUCCUCUAUGAACCACACAAGAGUUGGUACUCAUGGAGUGUUCACAGUUUGGUGAAUGGUGUGUAUGCCUUUGGAUUCUUGUUCAUGUUGCCUCAGUUGUUUGUCAACUACAAGCUGAAGUCAGUGGCUCAUUUGCCCUGGAAGGCCUUCAUGUAUAAGGCAUUCAAUACAUUUAUUGAUGAUCUCUUUGCCUUUAUCAUCACUAUGCCUACUGCUCACCGAGUAGCCUGUUUCCGUGAUGACAUAGUGUUUCUCAUCUAUUUGUACCAGAGGUGGCUGUAUCCAGUGGAUAAAUCACGAAUAGACAGUGUGGAUGAUACGCAUCAGCCAAGUCAGAAUAAGAAGAGUGACUGAUAGAGAUGAGAGCCAACAAUGCGAACAGCGAAAUGAAGCAUUUAAAUUAUUCUGCAAACAUUCCGCAUUAAAUAUUUUUAAAAGUUGUGAAUAUUGGUGCAAUAUAAGACUUACGGGCUGCAUGUGUGGGUUAUCAUUUUGUGUUGUAAAUUAAAACAGGCAAGUAACAUCUGCUACAAAUAUCCUGUUCUGCUUUUUUUGUUGUCAUUUAUAUUUUAUAUUGUUGAGGAAAAAGGCCUCCAAUCUCAUCUUCCUUCCUACACUCUUUUCCUUUUGAUUUGUUGUCUGCUAUUUCUUCUUGAUGUCUUGCGGUAUCUGGCAGAACCAUCAUGUUCUAGGUCAUCGUGUAGGUUUCCUUAAUUUUAAUUUUGAUCUCCUUGUUGGCAUCCUUGUUUUAUCCAUUCUUUUUUUACAUGCUACGUGUUUGUCCUUUAACAAAAUUUAAAUGCCAGUUUCUUAUAUAAAGAAUUCAUUUAUAGUUCUGUCCCUUCUUUUUCUCCUAAGUAUUUAUCAUACAGGGAAUAUUUUUAGUAACUAGAUACGUUCACGGCUCUGCACUUCACCAUUACCGGUGCAUCAUCGGCCAUGAAGCACACAUUAUUUUUGGUGAUGACUCAGCAUGCUUGACAGCCAAUAACAUUUGGAAUGAAGGAAAAUAAUUAACUUACAGACCCCUACACAGUGGGCAGUGCUGUUCAUUUAUGGGAGUUUGUUUAUGAUUUGUGAGCAGUCGGCAGUAGGUAUCAGCACCAUGAGCCAUUUGUUCCCAGUUAACAGUUAGUCAGCAGUCUGGCACCACUUAGUUCGCUGAAGUUUAGAACACCUACGUGAAAUAUGACUCUGCUGUAAAGUGUCAGUGAAAAUUUUGAUGUAAAUUUAGUGAGUCCCCAGUAGACAAACGAUUCACAAUUUGGUGAAUACAAUUAGAACAUCGGGACUCUUAAUAAACAAGAAAACAAAACAUAAGCAUUGAGCAUUUACUGAGGAGAAGUUAGAUGACACAGGGACCAGACUUGCAUGUAGACCUAGAAAACCACUCAAAUGUCUAGCUCAGGAGACUGGAGUGUCAACAUCUAGUGCAAGAAUGGCAACACAAUUGCUGAAACCAUCUGGUGAAAGUUGGUGUCUGGUGUGCCUAAGUGCAAGAAGGGUUGUUGUACAUGUUUUUUAAUGAAAUGAUUAAUUGUGAAAGAUAUUUAUUUGCAAAAGGAUAGCAUUUCCAACACUGUGAUCUGUGAACAAAGGCAAGAACUUCCCCUCAUUCCAAAUGUUAUCAGCAUGCUGAGUCAUCGGUAAAAUUCUCGUGCGCUUUGUGGCUGGUGGUGCGUCGGCUGCAAUGAAGCACAGAACCAUGAAGGCGUCAAACUCAUUAAAAAACACCCUGUAUAAUGAAUAUUAAGUUAUAUGGUACAACAUUGUUUAGUUCAUUAUGGGAACUAUUUUAUUUUCUCAAUAACAGCAAUGUUUUUUUUAUUUAUUUAUUUAUCUUGCAGUAAUAUAAUAUGCAUAUAGCUUGAAACAGUACUGUAUAUGAGGUGUAGCAAGGUAGAAAACCAGGCUUCAUGAGAUGGUCUUUCCCGUCUUUCUAAUGCAUUGUAACAUACUUUAUACCAACUUGCUGGUUGUGUCAUAUGACACUAUGCAUAAGAAGUCUUGAGUGAUCUCUUCUGCUAGAGUAGAACAGAAGUCUCAGUAGACUGUUCCAUCUCCUGAGUGCAAUGGGAAAUACGUGAACAGAAUAUGAGAGCAGUUUGAUAUAACAUGUUAUGUUUUGCUAUCAUUGAGGAAGUUAAGGCAGUCUUCAUAUUGUCAUGAUGUAAAUGUAUCUUGUGUCGCAACUAUGAUAUAUGAAGGCAGUAAGACAAUAUUCAUAUUAUGAUAGAAACAUUUGAUAUAAUAGCAGUGAAAUAAUGGAUAUUGAUGUUGAGGAUGAUGUGUAUGAUGAUGUGAAUAUGGGUAAAGUUUGUGGCCUUGAAUGGUUAUGUUUACUGUGAUUCUAAUAUGCAUAUAUUAUUUGAAUGAUGACUCACACAUGUUCAUAGACUCAAUGGUGGUUCAGGAGUGGAGGGGACUGAUUGUUGUGAGGAGGAACUACAAAUUUUUGUAUGUAAAGCAAAUUAUUUUAGUCCUCAUAUGUAUUUAUCAUAAGUAAACAAAUACACUUUGAAGCUUCAACAAGUGCUUGACCCCCACAUAAAUCACCAUUGCAUUAGCUAAAUUUAUAUAUUUUCCUCCACAUUUUUCUGCAGAUGUGGAUGUGAUUAUGACAACGCUUAUUGAUUAAUUUUGCACUGUUUGUUAACUUGUUUGCAACAUUUAGAUUUUAACUUGUUAUUUGGAUGGUAGAAACAAAUAUUGAUCAUGUAAUUGUUGGCAUUUGUCUAUGUAAACCGAUUUAAUGAACAGAUUGUUUAAAUAUGUUUCCAUCAAACAACAACUUUUAAUACAUCAGCAGAAUUCAACUGUAUGUGCUACAAGUCAAGCGAAUCACUUAUAUGAAGUUCCCCCCCCCC
Messenger RNA from Cryptotermes secundus, 4255 nucleotides. Its product is annotated as cleft lip and palate transmembrane protein 1-like protein. The record is from RefSeq and is a predicted model, not a curated record. NCBI's taxonomy places the organism in Eukaryota, Metazoa, Arthropoda, Insecta, Blattodea, Kalotermitidae. The coding region runs from base 90 to 1742 and encodes 550 amino acids. Gene Ontology annotation, cellular component: membrane; endomembrane system. The transcript has 11 exons.